Messenger RNA from Leptopilina boulardi, 1460 nucleotides. It is a transcript of the gene Amacr, whose product is annotated as alpha-methylacyl-CoA racemase. Lineage: Eukaryota; Metazoa; Arthropoda; Insecta; Hymenoptera; Figitidae. Bases 207 to 1355 code for a protein of 382 amino acids. Gene Ontology annotation, biological process: bile acid metabolic process. Gene Ontology annotation, molecular function: alpha-methylacyl-CoA racemase activity. The record is from RefSeq and is a predicted model, not a curated record. The transcript is spliced from 4 exons. Gene Ontology annotation, cellular component: mitochondrion.
ACCUUUUGUAUAAAAUCACUAAAGAAUCAUAAAUAAUUUAUAAUGUAAUUUUAAAUGUUCUCUCAAAUGUACAAUAAAUUGCAAGUAAUGUCGUACUAAAAUUAUUACAACUCUUGGGAAAAAUAAUUUAAUAGAAGGAAUAAAAUUGUUAUUUAAUAAGAAAAUUAAAUUGUUUUUAAAUUCAUUCUACUUAAUAGAUAAAUAAAAUGCCUUUAAAAGGAAUAAAAGUUUUAGAAAUGGCAGGUUUGGCUCCUGGUCCAUUUUGUGGAAUGAUUUUAGCAGAUUUUGGAGCAACAGUCAUUAAAAUUGAACGUAUUGGGACAUCUAUUGUAUCUGAUUGUUUAAGUAAUGGUAAAAAAUCUAUAUCCUUGGAUUUAAAAAAAGAAAAGGGAAUUGAAAUAGUAAAAAAAUUGAGUAUGGAAAGUGAUGUGAUUAUAGAUCCAUUUAGAAAAGGAGUAAUGGAAAAACUAAAAAUUGGACCUAAUGAUUUAAUGUCAUUUAAUAAGAAAUUAAUUUACGCUCGAUUAACCGGUUAUGGACAAAAUGGGCCUUUUGCUGAUUGUGCUGGACACGAUAUCAAUUAUUUAAGCUUGUCUGGACUUCUUUCGCUAAUUGGUCGUUACAAUGAAAAGCCAAUACCACCUGUAAAUUUGGUAAGUGAUUUUGGAGGAGGAGGUUUAAUGUGUGCAUUAGGAAUAAUUUUAUCACUUUUUGAACGAACAAAAACUGAAAUGGGACAAAUUAUCGAUGCAAAUAUGGUUGAAGGUACAGCAUAUUUAGGAAGUUGGAUAUUUAGAUCACAAAAUGUUCCCACAUUAUGGGGAGAGCCUAGAGGGAAAAAUGUACUAGAUACAGGAGCACAUUUUUACAAUACUUAUGAAACAAAAGAUGGACAAUAUAUGUCUAUUGGUGCAAUAGAACCAAAAUUUUAUGCAAUUUUAUUAGAAAAAUUAAAUCUUAAUGAAAAUGAUUGUCCUCAUUUUUAUGAUUUUGAGAAAGGAAAAGAGAAAUUUGGAAAAAUUUUUAAAGAAAAAACACAAAAAGAAUGGUGUGAAAUAUUUGAUGGUUCUGAUGCUUGUUGCACACCUGUUUUAACAUUAGAAACAGUGAAAAAUCAUCAGCAUAAUAAAGCAAGAGGAACUUUUUUCCAUAACAAUAAUGAUACUUUAAUUCCAAAUCCUGCUCCAAAAUUGUCAAGAACACCUGGAAUAUCAUCGGUUAUUCGUAAUGCAAUUCCAGAGCAGGGAGAACAUUCUAUUGAAAUUCUUUCUCAACUUGGUUAUAAUUCUAAAGAAAUUAAUGAAUUUAUUUCUUCUGGUAUUGUUCAUUCCGCUAAAAAACCAUCAAAAUUGUAAAUAUUUUAGAAUUUUCCGAAAAUAUAAAAGAAAAAUUUAAUUGUUAAUUAAAUUCUUAUUUUUAAUAAUAAAAAUAAAAAUAUUCUCUUAAAUUUAAAAAAAAAA